UCCGCGAUUGCAGUGGUGUGCUCUUUCGGUUUCCUUCCACCUGGUUAUCGCCUGAUAUUCAUUCCCUCGCGGGCCGCGCGCCAGUGGUAACAGUCGGGCCGACAAAAACCGGUGGUUUCCACACGUUCGCCUCAGAAGGGCAUCCGCAGAGGAUCGACAGAAUCCGCCCUAGGCCGCCGACACCAUGAAACUUACGCUGUUCACAAUAUUAGCCCUCUGUAUAAUAGCUGUCUGCAAAUCGGCCGAAGAGGAGUAUGAUUACGAAGAAGAGGUAGCAGCGCCCGUGACGCCGGCGCCGACGAAGCCAGCAGGUGGUCGACUGGGAGGUCUUCUAUCUUCGAGGGGACGUGCCACAAUACCAAAUGUAGGAAAAAAGAAAACACCGGCACAAUCAACGACGUCAAAGCCAAUAGAACAAGCACCCGAAGAAGACGAAGUGGAAGGUGAAGACGAGAUUGAUGAAAGUCAGGAAAACGAGGCGCCCACGACGACAACCGAAUCUGCGAAAAAACUUCGGAAUAAUGGUGGCGUCAGGCCUUUCAGAUCAAACGAGGAUCUUUUGGCUGCCUUGAAGAGGCGAAGAGCUCAGACAGGACCCAGUAAUCAGUCACGUGAAACAGCUGCCACGCAUACUGCAGCGGAACAUACCACAGCCAAGUCAAAAGCCACCACAAGUAAUCGUAGCAAGACAAGUGCAGGUGGCGAAGUAAAAACAUCAGGACGCGGUAGGUUCGGAGGAAGAGGAAAGACUGUUCAAGAAGAGGUCGAGGAGACACAACGGGAGGAGGUCCAAGUAAAACCCAAAGCCAGCUCCUACCGCAGGCGCAGUUAAACCGGUCGCUAUUUCGUGAUGAGAAUUGUCUAAGUUUGUUAAUUUCUUAGAACGCGCAUCAAUCGAAUUUCAACAACCGAUCAGCGCCCGAAAACCGUUCGUCGUUCUUCUCACAUUGUACAAUUUUGUAAAACGAUCCUGCUUGCCGAAUUCUUAGAAACUCAAACAGAACAAAAAGUCAUUCUGACAUGGUGUUAAAUGUCUUCAAAAUAAUUAUUAAAAAUCAUUCGAUCAGUACGGUUCAUUUUAACGUCAUUCUGACGUUGUCGUGACUCGUUUUGUCUGUGAAUGUGAUUUCGACUUCUGUGUAUACAGCGGAUUUUUUUAUAUACAAUUAGCGCAUAAUAAGAAUUGUAUAAAUACAUUUUGAACACGAGUUAUAUGAAGACACCACGUUUUUCUUAAAGACAGUUUUGUUUAUUUACGUUUUACUGCGCGGUAUUAAAAAUAUGAACGAUCAUUACUAGAAAAAUACGACGGGUGUUAAUCGAAAGGAACAAGAUCUUCCUCUUAAUCAGGGAACACAUAAAAGUCAACAAAAAAUUAAAAUAAUUUUUAUUUUAAUUCUUAACGUCAAUAAACAGUCAGAUUUUAUAACCAAGAAUCAUCAUAUUGACUUUCAUGACGUCAAAAUAAAAUAAUUCUUACUUCCUCUUGGUGUGUUCCUUGGGUAAUCAUACUAAUUUUCGAUUGACGCGUGUAUAAGGGAUGAUGGAAUAGUGAUGUGUACAUAGCAAAACACUGUCGUCCGUCAAGCACCUAAAUCACCUAUUGUAUAAAUGUAAAUUAAUGUGACAAUAAAGUUUCUCUGGAA
Molecule: messenger RNA, 1646 nt
Organism: Cyphomyrmex costatus
Lineage: Eukaryota; Metazoa; Arthropoda; Insecta; Hymenoptera; Formicidae
Exons: 5
Coding region: 185-832 (215 amino acids)
Source: RefSeq, a predicted model, not a curated record